Messenger RNA from Calidris pugnax (ruff), 729 nucleotides. RefSeq names its product F-box/LRR-repeat protein 8-like. Bases 1 to 729 code for a protein of 242 amino acids. NCBI's taxonomy places the organism in Eukaryota, Metazoa, Chordata, Aves, Charadriiformes, Scolopacidae. The record is from RefSeq and is a predicted model, not a curated record. The transcript is spliced from 3 exons.
AUGCUAGUGAAACUUGCUAUAAAUCUCACCAUACAUAUCAACCUAUACUGGUUGGAACUCUUGGCUACCGCCAACCCAAACUUGCACAGUUUGUUCAUCAACAACCACAGCUUGGUGUGCAACGUGGCACCGGGCACCAUUAGGAAAGUUUUCAGAGCGUGUCCCAAACUCUCAGCCCUGGGGGUUUACUACACCAGUUUGUCUGACGACGUGUUUCAGGAACUGCUCAAGCCCGAAAGAGCAGCUUUCACCCACUUAGACAUUUUCUGUGAGCGCCUGGACAAGUACAUACCGGUUAUCUCAGAAGAGCUCUGGGCUGCUGUAAGUCAAAAGCAUCCUCGACUCCGUGUAGACCUAGAGUUUGAUCAUACAGUCCCUGCCUGCAAAAUCCCACUGAUCCUAAAGCUGAAUAUACCUGUGAGCACCCUGCAACUCAAUACCCAUAAUUACAUGGUAAAUCAGAUUAGGUUCAUCACCCAGAGCUACAGCGGUACUUUAAAGAAGCUGAUGCUGCAAACCACAUCCUCAGAGGACUUAAAUUCCUCGCUCGUCGAUCUGGCCAAGCAGUGCAGAAAUCUGUUGGAGAUCCACUGCUACUGUGUGGUCAGCCAGGAGGUGGUAGAAGCGUUCCUCACCCACUGCCCCAGCCUGAAACUAUACACUCUGAAGGUCACCAAGGAACGGCACCCCUGGAAACCAGCUCCUGCUGACUUCCUGGGGGAAUCGUAG